AUGGAGAAGCUACAACAGCAUCCAGAGCUUCUGAAGCGCGGUGGACGGCAGCCUCAGACCAGAAGUUUGCGAGAACCACCGCCGAAAAGGAAAAUAGUGGUUCAUCAAGCACCAACUCAUGACGGAUCCCAAGCCUAUGUCGCUUACGCGGUCCCGGAGACAGUUGCCGACGACGACGAAGCCAGUCUCACAGCCCACCGGCCCCCAUACGCGUUUGUUUUUUAUGACACAACACCAGAGGCUCUACGUCCCGGUCGCUCAAGGGAGCUGGCGUGCGAGAUCUUUGAGCGCACAUACCGCGAGCGUCGAGCCACCACAGCAUCGCCUGACAGGAUCGAGGUCAUUGCCAUGCCUAUGCCUCAGCCUUUCUCAUCUGACAUCUGGGAUUCUGAAAAGCAAUGGAAGCAUCUCAGAGACCCAAAGCCCAUUGAACCCCGUGGACAUGACGAUAGGUUCGACUAUGUCUUCCCCUGGCUGGUCGACCGCGUUAGGGCAUGUGUACUGCAUUACGAGGCCGAACUCAAAAGCCGCCGUUCGAUAGAGGAUAGGAAAGUGGCAGAGUCCUGGUACCUUCCCGAAAGAAUCGGAGAUGAGGCAUAUGCGCGUGGUAUCUUUCUGAUCAGCCGGCUUGAGGAGGUUGUGGAUGAUACGUGUAGCGAGUACGGAAGUCCACAAAACUGGUUGGCUGCGCUCGGUUGGACCAUUAGAGUUUCUCACGAGGACUGGUACCCAAUUAGCGAUGAGCGAGCCGACAACAGCGUCUAUGGCAGCGUAUUGCAAGUACUACUUCAGCCUCGUGAAGAGAGGUGGGAGAACGUCGCAGGUGUGACAUUAGGCGAAGAGCCAUGGAGCCAUAUUGCUUGGAAGAAAGUGGCGUUUGAGCUAAUUGGAAAACUACUGGAAGCACCCGAGCACGGGGUCGAGAAGUUCUACAAUCACUAUGUCACGGAUGGUAUUUUGAAAUUAGAGUUGGAAAGCUUUCGAAAAGAAGCAAACCGCGAUCCAGAAGAUCGGGUCGGGUUCUAA
This is a messenger RNA of Colletotrichum karsti, 1026 nucleotides long. RefSeq lists its product as uncharacterized. The record is from RefSeq and is a predicted model, not a curated record. Lineage: Eukaryota; Fungi; Ascomycota; Sordariomycetes; Glomerellales; Glomerellaceae. The coding region runs from base 1 to 1026 and encodes 341 amino acids. The transcript has a single exon.